AUGGAUUCCGACCUGCAGCGGCUGCCAUCGCCUCGGCCCUUGGCAUCGGGCCUGCCCAUCGUCGACGAUACACCUAGUCUAACGGCAGAACUAGGCCCCUUCGACCCAGACUCCCAGUCCUUUACGCCUUUCCGUAAUGCGAUCGACAAAGUCGAAUCGCAACCUCUUCAGAAUGCGACUCACGCCGAUAACUCUGCCUUUUUGCGGCCUCCACGGCCGGGAGAGCCAGUGGAUACUCUUCUGACAGCAUCGCAACCACAUCAGCAAUCCCAGUUGCAUCGAGACCACGGGAGCCAUGUCGCUUCGCACUUGCAACACCCGUCCGCAAAUCACGGCUUUGAUCAAUCUAGGACCACGGGCAAUGGCGUGGGAAAGAGCCAAAUUGGAAUCUCUGCCUCGGCGCACAUUGAACAAUCCUUGGAUGACUCGGUCGCAGCGAAAAUGCCGUCAGCGACAUCACUGUCGCAAAACGGGCUUGCUCUGAGCGAUGCGCACGACGCCCAGAGAAAUGGCAUGGCCAUGCUUCAAUCGCCAGGCCAGUCCUUUCAACAUCCAGACUUGGUCGGCCUGGAACCCGGCUCGGUUGGAUCUACAAAUUUUGCCGGGCAACUGCAGGGCAUGAAGCUAAUCCCGGAUCCACCUGAUUUGGAGUACUGGAGGGAGAGAUUGUUUCAUGUUGAUGAGACAAUCACCUUGAGCGAGGAACAAUUUCAAGUCUACUUUCCGCAUGUCGACAACGUUUACUCCCAUCGCUCUACCCAGCGAUACAAGCGCAAGCCAUUUGUCUCCCACUACUGGGACUGUCGAUUGAAGGGCCGGCCUCCCGGGACUCCAAAAUCCGACGACCCAAACAAGAAGAAGCGCAAGCGCACCGCACGAGAGCGGGAUCUCUGCGACGUCAAGAUCAAGAUCACAGAGCACUUUUCUGGCUCUGUAGUCACUGACAUGAGCAGUGGCAUCGAUGCCUUGCCGUCAGAUUUGUUGCCUGGGGUCAACACCCUUUUUAACCAUGGUGAUGCGGUCCAGGACAACCAACCUUUUGUGAAUGGCAACGGCGCCAAUGGGAAGAAUGACGGCAUCGGAGGCGGUCAUCGACAUACAUUGGAGGAAAGCGACCGAGUCAAGAAGAAUAGUGUCCAGCGGCACUUUUUGAAAUGGGCCAAAGAGAAAAAGAAAGCUUCGGUAUGUCUGUUGCGUGCUCCCAGCUGGACUGUGUCGGGGGGAGGGGCUUGGCGCUCCCCGCAAAACCCCCGGCUACGUCACACCCCGUUUACAUCGGAGGCACAGUCCAACAUUGGAAACCACUCUCAAGUCAUGUCCGACGCAAGCCAAACACAAAAGACGUAUCAUACCAAAGCGACGGGAUUGGCUGCUACGACGGCGAUCAACCAUGCCGCUGAGGACAGUCUCAAACUAUACGGAAGCUGUUUCUGUCCUUUUGUGCAGCGGGUAUGGAUUGCAUUGGAACUCAAAGGCAUCCCAUAUCAAUAUAUUGAGGUUGACCCGUACCAAAAACCCACGUCUUUGCUGGAGGUGAAUCCGCGGGGACUGGUACCAGCAUUGCGGCAUGGCGACUGGGGGUGCUACGAAAGCAAUGUGCUGCUAGAAUACCUGGAGGAUUUGGGAACUGGGACAGCACUGUUCCCAGCAGAUGCAAGGCUGCGUGCUCACUGCCGACUAUGGGCAGACCAUAUCAACCGGAAUAUCGUGCCGAACUUCUAUCGGGUAUUGCAGGAACAAGACGAGCAGAAACAGAUUGCCAAUGCACAGGAGCUACGGAAUGCUUUCAACCUGCUGAUCGCCGUGGCGCAUCCCCAUGGGCCCUUUUUCUUAGGACCACAGCCCUCCUUUGUGGACAUUCAAGCUGCGCCGUGGGUUCUUCGGCUGAGCCGAGUGCUGAAGCCCUAUCGGGGCUGGCCGGAUGUCGAGGAGGGAAGCAGAUGGGCCGUCUGGGUGAAUGCAAUCGAGAGCAAUGAGCACGUGCAGGCAACCACCAGCACGGAUGAGCUCUACCUCGACAGCUACGAGCGAUAUGCCCAGAACCGGCCGAAUACGUCCCGGGUUGCGAAUGCAAUCAAUGCGGGACGGGGUCUCCCUUGA
Messenger RNA from Penicillium alfredii, 2100 nucleotides. RefSeq names its product glutathione S-transferase family protein. The transcript has 8 exons. Bases 1 to 2100 code for a protein of 699 amino acids. The record is from RefSeq and is a predicted model, not a curated record. Gene Ontology annotation, cellular component: cytoplasm. NCBI's taxonomy places the organism in Eukaryota, Fungi, Ascomycota, Eurotiomycetes, Eurotiales, Aspergillaceae.